Echinops telfairi (small Madagascar hedgehog) is the source of this 7382-nucleotide messenger RNA. Its product is annotated as zinc finger protein 805-like. NCBI's taxonomy places the organism in Eukaryota, Metazoa, Chordata, Mammalia, Afrosoricida, Tenrecidae. The transcript is spliced from 3 exons. Gene Ontology annotation, cellular component: nucleus. Gene Ontology annotation, biological process: negative regulation of transcription by RNA polymerase II. The record is from RefSeq and is a predicted model, not a curated record. Gene Ontology annotation, molecular function: RNA polymerase II cis-regulatory region sequence-specific DNA binding; DNA-binding transcription repressor activity, RNA polymerase II-specific; DNA-binding transcription activator activity, RNA polymerase II-specific. The coding region runs from base 2869 to 5208 and encodes 779 amino acids.
GGGCAGUUCUGUGAGAGAAAGGCCUGGCAUCCUGCUCCUGUAAAAGUUACAGCCGAGAACAGGGUAUGGGGCAGCUAGCUCUGCGCUGUCACAUGGGGUAGUCAUGGGUCUGAAUCAGCUGUUGGCACCGAGCAGCAGAAUCGAGGCUGUCUCUCGUGUGUAGUGGUUGAUUGAAGAACGGAUGGUGCUCCCUCUAGGGUACUGUUUCCCAGAGUGGGGCAUGUUCCCCAGGGCCACCAGAACCGUCCCUGGAGCUGCACAAGCAGAUGUCUACACUUUAUUCUCGAUGAACUGCUAGGGAAGCCCUGAGUUUAGUUUUGUUUUUCUGAAAAGGGAGACAUUUGCUCCUAAGUUUGGGAGCCUUUGUUCUAAAAGUUUAUGUUGUGUGUGACUUAAACCCAACUCCCUACCUUGACCUGCAAGUGUCUACCUCAUACACCCAGACCAGUCCCCUCACAACCUCGUCUUUCCAUGAUCCCCUUGCUCGCUGUUCUGCAAGCACACCAUUUUGGCUGUGCGAGGUUCUUUCACAUUUCAGUCUUUAUCCUCUAGACCCCAAAGGUCCCACAUAGGAAAGAGGCUUCAGAAACAUCAUGGGAAAAUGCCAGUAUCUUUUAGUUCCACUUUUCCCAUGAACUUCCAGAUGUAUUGAUCAGCUUCUUAAUUCCGAUGCAUUAAAAACAAAGGCAGGUUCAGUUGAUCAGAUGCUGCUCAAAUUGUAAGCAUGAUCUGAUGGAAUGCUAGUGGCCUGCCAUCCCCCAUGCACCUCCUUUGAGAGCACCUCCUUAGAGAGCCACUUGUCCAGUGUCUCCUCUUAGAACAGUACCUGGUUUUGUCACGAGUCUUCAUGCAAACCCAUUGAGGAAUGGGAUGGUUCCACCUUUGUUUCUGGACCAGGAAUCUCUUGCUCCUGAAAGGCGGUGAGACGACCGAGCCAGGAUGGAUGGUGGCCGUGUUCACCAUGCUGGUAGAGAAAGGGAGAGGCACCCUUUAUCCUUGCAGUUCACUAGGACACAGGCACUAGAUCUCUGGCGUGCUCCCCUUCUUAGAUGUCAUCUGAAUGGAGUGGUUUCCUGGCAAUUCCAACUAAAGUAGCUCUUGCCCUACUUGUCUGUAGUCUGGCAUUUUUUGUGUAAGGCAGGGGUGGGGGACCAUUCUUCUAAAAGCCCUUCGGAUAUUUAUAACAUCAUGUGAGGGCCAUACAGAAUCAUCCACUGAAAAACGAGCCUGUAUUUGGUCAAACAUUUCAUUAACUCACUCCGAGUGUGAAGCUGGAUCUGCUACUCUGAGGAGGCGUGUGAUGUUAGCUGGUAUUGAUGGUUCCUCAGGCUUUGUGCUGCCUGCUGGCUGGACCUUCCCCACCUCUGGUGUAGGGUAUCUGGGAAAAUUAUUAAAGCCUGCUGGGUUGAGGGUUUGUUUUUGUUUUUAAAUUUCUUUGUGAAUUGGGUGAAUUACAAAGCAAUUCAGUGUUAUGUCAAAAAAUCCAUAUACAUUUUAUUCCAUGUUAUUGAUUGGCAAUAUCACCGCACUUGCUCCUUUAUUUUUUCUUUUUAUUCGUUCACCUUUCCUAACCCUUCCUGCCUUCUGAACUUUGCCUUUGGGCAAGCACUCUGCUUUUGGCCUCAAAGGGCUGAAUGUUACGGAGGACAUGCCUCACUAGUGGAACAACUUAUCUAAAUUGAUCCAUGAGGGCGAGUUCGCUUUCUGACCUUAAAGGUGACUGAGGGCCAUGGCUUCGGGGGUUUCGAUUGAGGUUUUCCAGCAUGUGUGGGCAAACAGGAGAACAGACCAUCAGAACAGAAGAGCCCUGGUGACUGGCGUUUGUCGAGUCUCUGGUAUUGUAAGUUGGGCAGUCACAUAUCACCUCAGUUAAUCCUUAAUUUAUCAGAGUUGGGUAGUAAUAUCAUGUGUUUUACCCAAGAGGCACUUGGAGCUCAGAGACCCUUGUAAUCUGCUCCAGGUCAUACAGCUUUGAAGUACCAAAAACUUGCAUGCUGUGUGCUGAUCACUGGAGUCUGUGCUUUUAGCCACUCCCUUACACGAUGACCCCUAAAGCGACCUUGACUUCAAGCAUUGGGGAAUAGAGGUGGGUCAUUUCAGACCCCAGACCCACUGCCACUGUGUCGAUCCCAAGUCUUAGUAAACCUGCAGGGCAGAGUAGAGCUUCUGGGAAUGCUUACAGAAUCAGCCUGCCACAUCUUCCUCCCUCUGUACACUUGGUGGGCACUAACCAGCGACCUUUCAGUUAGCAGCCGAGGGUUGACCAAUGUGCCUGGCAAAGGCCAAGGGUUUUGGUUAUUUUAAGGUGGCCCGAUAGGACCUGUGUGGUGGCCAUGGUUCCCCCUCCCGCCCUUGCCCCGCUACACACAGCUGCAGAGACAGGUCCUGGGAGGGUGAAUUGUUCACAUUUCAGUCAGUAUGAACAUUGUGGCCGGGGUUCCGCAUUGUCCCUGCCCCUUGUGUUCCAUGGCGCUGAAGCGGCUUUGCCUCGGGGAAGUGAGAACUUGGCGAGAAAGGAGAAAGAGGCGAGUGGUUCCCUGGAAGUCUCCCAGGCUAGAGGGGCCUGAGUGCUGGGAGCACCCACCCCGCUGCUGCUCAGGCAGGCGCCUCCCAUGGGGGUUCUUCUGGGAGUUCAGAGAUGAGAGCCCCUCCCCUCUGCCCCCAUUCACAGAAAUAGUCUCAGGAGUGGCUGAAAUGGGUUUGGCAGCAGAAAUUACUAGAUUGUGGAUUGGCUUUGAUGAAGGAGGGGUGUUGGGGUUACUCUCUGGGACCCUGGAGUAGAGGGCUCAAGUCCCUGGCUGUGGCCUGGGAGAGAAUGAGGAGGAUGUUCCCCUCGCUGACUGGGAGUGGGUAAACCCAGAGCCCACCAUGCCCGGACCAGCAUCUGGAAAUCUCAGUGCUGCUGGUGGGAGCCCUUCCUGUGUUGUCCGACAGUCCAGUGAGACCAGUAACGCAGCAGGCAAGUGUCGGAUUCAGGUGUCUGGAGUAAAGCUACAGGAGUGUGACGUCAGAGUGGGCCUGGUCGUUGCUUUAGCACCCCUGCCAAGCCCUCAGCACGGGGAGAGUGGUGGUCCUCUUAGUCAUUGCUGCCUCCUUUCCCUGGGCCAUCUGAAAGAAAGCCUGUACCCUCUGCAUCUCAUGGUGGAAACAGGUUGCUCUUCUCCAGGGGCCGGUGUGGAUGCUGUCUUUUCCACCUGGUUUGAUUCCGCCCAGAGCAAUGCCCACCUCACCCGCAGUACUGUACUGGGAAAGAUGGUUGGAGACCCUCCAGCAGUAUCGGUGUGGAGAAGGGGCUCCAAGCCCAACCCCAAACCUCCCAGUGCUAGCACGGCUACCUCUCUCUGUAUUCUUCAGGUGCCUGUGACCUUCGAAGAUGUGGCUGUGACCUUCACGCAGGAGGAGUGGGGACAACUGGACCUUACUCAGAGGAGUUUGUACCAGGAGGUGAUGCUAGCAAACUGUGGGCUGCUGGUCUCUCUGGGGUGUCCUGUGCCCCGGCCAGAGCUGAUCUACAAGCUGGAGCUCGGGCAAGAGUUACAGGCCGUGAAGAAAGACCUGUGCCAGAGCCCCUGUCCAGGGGACAAAGCAAGACUUAAGACCACAGAGCCAACCACUCCUGCUCUGACCUUCUCAGAGGGAACUUUAGUCCAUGGACCCCUGACACAAGUGUCCUCCAAGGAUUCUCAGGUGGGACAAGACAGGUGUCAGGAGGGACCACCAGAAAUACAGGACCAACACUUGAGACCAGACAUAGAUACCCAGAAGGAGCAGCUCCCUUGGGGAAAAAGCCCUGGGCAUGAUGGUUUGGGGACAGGUAAUGAUAUGUGUUCAAGGACUCCACAGGAACAAAUCUCUGCAGGAGAUGCGGUCCAUGAAAGUAGCUCACAUGGAUCUGCUAAAGAUGGCGAGACUCAUGAAGAGAGAGAUCCCCAUAUCUGUAAGGAAUGUGGAAAAGUGUUUAACAAGAAACGUCUUCUUGCCCAACAUGAGCGCAUUCACUCUGGGGUGAAGCCCUAUGGGUGCACAGAGUGUGGGAAGUUCUUUCGGAAGAGCACUUACCUCCUUCAGCAUCACAUGGUCCACACUGGGGAGAAGCCCUUUGAGUGCACAGAGUGUGGGAAGGCCUUCAACCGAAGAUCACACCUUACACAGCACCAGAGAAUUCACAGUGGGGAAAAGCCUUACAAGUGCAAUGAAUGUGGAAAGGCCUUCACCCACCGCUCCACUUUUGUCUUGCACAAGAGGAGCCACACUGGAGAAAAGCCAUUCGUGUGCAAAGAGUGUGGGAAAGCGUUUCGUGAUCGGCCAGGCUUCAUUCGGCACUACCUCAUUCACAGCGGAGAGAAUCCAUAUGAGUGCUUUGAGUGUGGGAAGGUCUUCAAACACAGGUCCUACCUAAUGUGGCACCAGCAGACUCACACUGGGGAGAAGCCCUAUGAGUGUAGUGAGUGUGGGAAAGCCUUCUGUGAGAGUGCAGCCCUCAUUCACCACUACAUCAUCCACACUGGGGAAAAGCCCUUUGAGUGCACAGAGUGUGGGAAGGCCUUCAACCACAGGUCAUACCUCAAGAGGCACCAGCGGAUCCACACUGGGGAGAAGCCCUAUGUGUGCACUGAGUGUGGAAAGGCCUUCACCCACUGCUCCACGUACAUCUUGCAUAAAAGGGCCCACACUGGGGAAAAACCAUUUGAGUGCAAAGAGUGUGGGAAGGCCUUCAGCAGCCGGGCUGACCUCAUUCGACACUACACCAUCCACACUGGGGAGAAGCCCCAUGAGUGUGUUGAGUGUGGCAAGGCCUUCAGCCGCAGGUCUGGCCUUACAAGACACCAGCGUAUUCACAGUGGAGAGAAGCCCUAUGAGUGCGUUGAGUGUGGGAAAACUUUUUGCUGGAGCACAAAUCUCAUUCGACACUCAGUCAUCCACACACGAGAGAAGCCUUAUGAGUGCAGUGAAUGUGGUAAGGCCUUCUGUCGCAGCUCUUCCCUCACUCAGCACCUGAGGAUUCAUACUGGGAGAAGCCCUGUCCAUGUGGCAGAUGGGAAGAGGCCUUUUAACGAUGGGCAGACCUCGGUCAACAUUCAAGAACUCUUCCUAGGGAAAGACUUUUUGAAUGUAACCAGGGAGGGGAAUCUUUGGCCCGAGGAACCAUCUUACUCAGCAGCUGAUUGCUCGUACCAAAGGGACAGCUCGCAUGGGUCAUCCCGGUAAGGAGUGAUCUGUGGCUGAAGGGGUGUAUUAGAGAUGGACCACCGACACCCCCAGGGGCCAUUGUGCACUUGGGAAAGCCUUCAGCCACAUUUUAUGCCUUAGUUUACACUGCAGUUAUCUCAGGAAUUUUUUUCUUUUUUAAAUAAGGAAGUGUCAGAGAAUAUAGCGGAAAAGGGAAACUUUUUCAGGUUUUCUGCCAAGCCUAUGACAGUUUGUGAUGACUUCCUUAUUUUAUUUGGGGUCGGGAAAGCCUUGUCCCCUUUUCUUGGCUAUUCCACACGGCCUGGUGUCCGCUGAGUUCAGUCAGUUGAGAGCAGGGCAGAAAAGCCUCUGAAAGCCUUUGUUCCACAGUAUUGUCUCUUCUCUAGGAGCCUCAAUCUGUGAGGAAUACGUAGCAUUCUCACGGAAUCCUUUGAUGUUUAAUAAGGACACAUACAAAUGGGCACAUUUUAUUGCACACUUAGGACUGUUGUUUUAUUAAUGUACUUUUUUUUUUAUUAUUAAUGUACUUUAACAGAAGAUUCUUUUCUUACUCCUCUCCUACUUCUUCAGUUUUUUGCUCUAGCUCUGUGGUAAAUAUUACAGUUGGGUAAAGUGACUCCUCUCUCAUAUUUGAAAUGUGUUCAAAGUUUAUUUAGCAUCCUUAGUUUCUUUGGUUUUCCAUUCCACAAAUUUCCACCCCACUAUUUCAGCACCAUCCCACAAAUUUUUAUAAGUUUUAAUGUUUUUAUUCAGUUUUAAAUAUAUCUUGAUUCUUUUUGAGAUGCCCUCUCUGACUCUAAGAUUAUCUAGAAGUGUAUAUUAUUUCCUGGUAUAUUUUCUUUACAGAUUUCUUUUUUUGUUUCUUGUUCAAUCUGAACACAUACUCGGUGUGAUUUCUGAGCAUUGAAAUUAUUGGCGUUUGUUUUGUGACCCAGAACAUGAAUGGUACCUCUUGUUGAAUGUUCCUUGAGUGCUUGGUGAAAAUGUGUAUUCUGCCACUGUUGUGUUGUAUGUUGUGUAAAUGUGUAUGCGAUCCUGUUGGUUGAUUUUGCCAUUUAGAUUUUCUGUACCCUUGUUGAUUUUCUGUCCAAUUUUUCUAUUUCAUUUCUGAGAGUGGUAAGGAAGUCCCCAACUGUAAUUGUCAAUUUGUCAAUUCCCCCUUUACUUUCUGUCAGGUUUUACCUCAUGUACUUUAAAGUUCUGUUGUUGGAUGUAUAGAUAUUUAAGAUUGCUAUGUAUAUAUACAUAUAUAUUAUAUAUCGAUCCUUUUAUCAUUAUGUAAUGUCCUUCUUUCUGCCUGUUCAUUUUCUUGGCUCUCACAUAACCUUUUCUGCAUUUUAUAAUGAAUAUUUUCAUGGUUUAUCAUUUUUCAUCAGUUUAUACCCAACCUUCCCUGUAUCAUUAUAUUUGAAGUUUCUUUUGAACAGCUUAUCCAUUCGGCUGAUGCCUAUCUUCUUACUGAUGUAUUUAAACCCUUUAUAUUUAAAAUAAUUCUUGAUCUAAGGUCUGGGUUUUUUGUGUUAUUUUGAUAUGUUGAGACAUAAAGUCUGCCAUUUCUGGUUUUUUUUUUAGUACUCAUGUUUCUUUUGCUUCUGUUGUUUUUUAUCAAGCUGGGGAUUUUUUUGCUUCAUUAUUUCAACAUUUUCAGAAUUGUAUCAAUGUACUUAUAAUUCCAGUAUUAUGGAUUUUUGGAGUUAUGUAGCAAUUGUUUUAGAAUUUUAAUUUGUAUAUAUUUUAUAGUCUACUGGUAUCAGCAUUUUAGCACUUUGAUGUAUAGGAAAUUUACUUCUAUUUGAUCUUCUUAAAUAUCCAAUCCUACACAGCAUAUUGGGUAAGGAGUCUGGUAAGCAUUGGCCUGCUAGCCGCAAGCAGGGAUUCAAGCCAACAGCUGCUCUCUGAGCCAUCAUGGGAAGGCACAGUCUCAGAACCCCUGGGCAGAGCCACUGUGAGUCGAAUUAAUGGCAGCAGGUUUUUUUUCUUAUUAUUGGAUGGUGUUAUUUUGGGUUAAACUAUCAAACAUUUUUCUAAAAGCUCUUGAGAAAGGUAGUCUUUCAUUGCUUUCACCUCUUCCAUUGUCUUUCUUCCUACCUGAGAUCUCAAGACCUUCACUAUUGACACCUCCUUUUUUUAAAAAUUGUUUUGUUGGGGGGCUCGUACAACUGUUAUCGCAAUCUGUACAUACAUCCAUUGUG